UUGCAGCUGGAAACUCCAUUGCCCUUGUAUAUUGCAUGCACUACUUGUGAUUUGUUUUGGGGAUAAUACAUUGUAUUCUAUCUGAAUGAAGCUAAUUACACAAGUACCAUUGGCAAGAGUAAAGCAUCAACAUUCUUUAAACUGACAGAAAUAAACAAUGUCUAAGAACACAGAAAUACUUAAUUUGUCUCAUUUGCUGGAUCAAGAACGGGACACGAUAUUGGCUGUGCUGAAAAGAGAUGAAAACCUGAAGAAAAUAGAGGACAAAAGAGUACGCAAAUUGAAAAAUGAACUCCUGGAAGUCAAAAAGAAGGGGGCCAAAAUUAGCAGGUUACGCCAGCACAAUGCCAAAAUCUGUGUUCGCUGUCAGAAGAAGCUAGGGUUCAUCUUUGACCGUGGAAACUUAUGCCAAGCCUGCCAAUUUCGUGUGUGCAAUACAUGUCGCAUUGUGGUGAAGGAAGGCAUCUGGAGGUGCAAAGUGUGCGCCAAAAUUGCGCAGAUAAGGAUAGCAACGGGGGACUGGUUUUUUGAAGAACGAUCCAAGCGUUUCAAAGGUUCCACUGUGCUAGGAACCGAAGUGGUCAGGAAAUCUAUUAUGAGAAAGUCUACAGCACCCACUAGGAUAGAGGAAGAAUCUGAAGAGAUUGGAAAGGAUCUAAAAGAAAAUUCUGCACCUGCAACUUCUGAAGCAGUAGAGGGCUAUGCAAAACGCAUCCCCGACAAAAAAUCUGCAAAAGGUGAAGAUAGCAAAAGCAUCCGUUCCAAUUAUGACACCCAGAGCCUGAGAAGUACUCGAUCAAUGCCUCGUUCCGAUGGCCUUGAUAAAAGACCUGGGAAACCGACAAGAAGUGGAGAGGAUGCAAUAAGCAUUCACUCAAAUCAUGACACCCAGAGCUUAAGAAGUGUAACAUCGAUCCCGCGCUCUGAAAGGAGGUCCAAAAUAGAUAUCCGCACUCUCCCAGAAGCUUCUCAGGCAGAUUACCUUCAAAGUGGCCAGGACACCGGUGAUGGAAUUAGUCAAGCAAGCGUUAAAAUGGACUCUCGAUCUGAAUCCAAGCGUAGUUCACCAGUUUCUGUUAUUGGAAGUGUCCAUUCUUUGGGUGCUGCCAGUAUCAAUUCAGCACAAACUGGCAAUCGAAGCAAUGGCUAUAAGACCAACACAAAUGUGGGCGUGCACCAAGGUUCACCAACACCAAGCAAACGCAGCAUAUCUUCAAACUACAGCCAUAUAGGUUCAAUAGCAAGUGGAAUAAGAGCUAGUUCUAGCAUACCUGAGGAUAUGGCAAAGGGGCAUAGAAGACAGAAUUCUGGCACACCUUCUCUAACUUUGUCUAGGGUGUCUGUAGCGUCAGAUCGCAGUCGGUCAGAACUGGAUCUCAGUGGACAUUAUGCAGAGGGAAAAGAAGAAACAGGAAGCAUUAAAAGUAAAUCUAUAUCCGUCCCUGGGGGUCUGAACUCAGAUCUGGAAUAUUUGGAUGAAAAUGAAGAGGAUUUUGCUGCCACAAAUGCACACAAAGCAAAUACUCUUAGUGCAUAUUCCAUGAAUGCUCCAUCAGUCUCUGACAAGAAGUGGACCCACUUAAGUGUCCCUGAUGCUGAUGCAGAUACUACAAGUCUUAAUAGCAUGACAAGUGUCUACAGUGAAGGUUGGGACUAUGAUAGCGCGAAAGUCUCUGGAGAGCUUAUACUCAAUCUUAGUUACAGCUAUAAAACUGGCGCUUUGAAUGUUCUGGUGAAGAGCUGUAAAAAUCUAGCAACUGCUGACGAGAAGAAGAAUAGAACAGACCCGUAUGUUAAAUCAUAUCUGCUUCCUGACAAGUCACGGCAAAGUAAGAGGAAGACAAAAAUUAAGACUAAUACAACUAAUCCAGAGUUCAAUGAAGUUCUAAAGUAUGUAAUUAGUCAUACCCAACUGGAAACCAGAACUCUGCAGUUAUCUGUGUGCCAUAAUGAUCGGUUUGGGCGUAACAGCUUUUUAGGAGAAGUAAAUAUUCCUCUGGACACACGGAACUUUGAAAAUCAAGAAGAUGAGUCCUUUACACUGCAAGCCAAGAUGGAUAUGGCAUCUGAUGUGACCCUGCAGUAUAAAGGAGAAAUAACAGUCGGGUUACGCUACAUUCCUCCUGAGAAAAACCUGACUCUUCCAUUGGAACCAGUGUCAAUGGGAAAGAAAAGUUUUAGGAAGUCAAAGAAAAUCCCAAUGCCAACCGGAGGAAUACUAGAAGUACUAAUAAAAGAAGCCAAAAAUCUAACUGCAGUGAAGUCUGGGGGGACUUCAGACCCAUUUGUCAAAGGAUACCUAUUACCUGAUAACAACAAAUCCACAAAGCACAAAACAUCUAUCAUUAAAAAGUCAGUGAAUCCUCAAUGGAACCACACUUUCUCCUUUACAAGUCUAGAGCCCAGUGACUUGCAGAACAUUUCUCUGGAGCUGACAGUAUGGGAUAAGGAAUCCUUGACAAGCAAUGUUUUUCUGGGUGGAGUAUGUCUGAGUUGUGGUAGUGGUAUAAGUUAUGGAAAUGAAGUUGACUGGAUGGACGCCCAAGGUGAAGAACAGUAUCUGUGGCAAAAAAUGAUGGACAGCCCUGGAACAUCGGUCGAAGGAACCCUAAUGCUAAGAUCCACUAAGAAAAGACACAAGAAGGGAACUCAGAAGUCCUAAACCGGUCAAGACUUUGUGAUAUUAAUAGUAGACUGUUUCACCUGGAUUCCUUUGCUUGGCAUUUCAGAGUUGCUUCUUAUGAACGGACUUCACUCUGGCCAUAACUUUUAUUACUGUAAUGAAAGGGUUGCUACUGCA
Messenger RNA from Nanorana parkeri, 2800 nucleotides. It is a transcript of the gene SYTL5, whose product is annotated as synaptotagmin like 5. Gene Ontology annotation, cellular component: plasma membrane; exocytic vesicle. Bases 158 to 2662 code for a protein of 834 amino acids. NCBI's taxonomy places the organism in Eukaryota, Metazoa, Chordata, Amphibia, Anura, Dicroglossidae. The transcript has 19 exons. The record is from RefSeq and is a predicted model, not a curated record. Gene Ontology annotation, biological process: intracellular protein transport; exocytosis. Gene Ontology annotation, molecular function: phospholipid binding; small GTPase binding; neurexin family protein binding.